CCGGCCCGUCGCCGUGCCGCGCGGCGGGCGCGGCCGCCUCGCCAAUAACGUCCGGCCUGCCGCACCCCACUUCCGGGGGGCGGCCCGUCGGCUCGCGGGGGCGGAGCAAGAUGGCGGUGGUGCCGGCGCUACCGGUUUCCCUCUCGGGCAGGUUUAAAGGAUCCUUUGCAUAUUUUACGAUUAAAGACAGACUGCCCCAGAUCCUUACAAGAGUUAUUGAUACUCUGCAUCGACAUAAAAAUGAAUUUUUUGAAGAACAUGGUGAGAAGGGUGUUGAGGCAGAGAAGAGAGCUAUAUCUUUCCUCUCCAAACUGCGGAAUGAACUGCAAACAGACAAACCAGUGACCCCUUUAGAAGAUGAGCUGCCUGAUGCUGCGCUGUGGAACCACUACUUAGACUACCAACGAAAUUUAUCAAAUGGAAAUGGAGAACCGAGCUGGUUUCAGUCCCCUUGGUUAUAUGUAGAGUGUUACCUGUAUCGAAGAAUUCAUGCAGCAUUAGCACAAAACCCGCCUAUUGACAACUUUGAUGUAUUUAAGGAAGGAAAAGCUCAAAAUUUCUUUGAAUCCCAAGAGGCUGUUAUUGCCUUAUGCACUUACUUUCAGGAACUUCUUAAAAAUAUCAAGGAUCUAGAUGAAAAGCAACUUCAGGAGGAACUUUUUAAACUGCUGCAGGUGUCAUUGUGGGGCAAUAAGUGUGACCUUUCUUUUUCAGCUGGUGAAGGCAGAUCUCAGAAAUCUAGUCCUUUACAGUCCCUGGAAAACAUGAUACCUUACAUCUUAGUGAAUGAUAUGGAAAAACUUUGGUCACUGCUUGUAAACACCAAAAAAAGAAAUACAGAAAAAAGUAAUGUUAGAGUUGACAUAAUCCUGGAUAAUGCUGGAUUUGAACUUGUAAGUGAUCUUGUGUUGGCUGACUUCCUGUUAUCAUCAAAGCUAGCCGAUGAGGUCCAUUUUCAUGGAAAAAGUAUUCCAUGGUAUGUGUCAGAUACCACAAAGCAUGAUUUUAACUGGACUGUUAAACAACUGCAGUCAGCUAAUCAUAUGUGGAUGUCUAGAUGUGGGAUAAACUGGGAGGGGAAUUUGAAAAAGGGAGUUUGGGUUUACCAUGAUCACAUGUUUUGGACUUUGCCACAUGACUUUUCCAGUAUGGCUGAAGUUGCUCCUGACUUGUAUGCUGAUCUACAGAAGUCAAACUUGCUUCUUUUCAAAGGUGAUUUAAACUAUAGAAAAUUAACAGGAGACAGAAAAUGGGAAUAUACUGUUCCGUUUUGUCAAGCCUUGAACAAGUUUCAUCCUGCACCUCUCUGUAGUUUGAGAACACUAAAAUCUGACACUCAGGUUGGCCUAAAACCUGGACAGGGUGAACAAAUUCAGGCUUCUGAACCUGAAUGGAUGGUAAGUGGAAAAUAUGGGGUGGUUCAGUUUGAUGCUGCUCUCUAAAUGGUUCCUAAUACUCUGAAAGAGAUUCCGUCUGAAUUUUAACUACUUUCUCUGUUCCGUGCUUCACUUCAGCAAAGAUUCUUUGUUUGCGCUUUUUCCUCCAAAAUGAUUUGUUGGUUUUGUUCAACAAAAGACUUUGUUGUACAAAAGUUUACAAACUGUCUUUGUAUACAUAAAUCAGUCUGCAUUUCAAUAUAUUUUGUUUUCCUAAUGUCCUGUGUCAGCAAAUGUUUAAGAUAAACAUUUAUUUGUCCAUAAUAUUUUUUUUUUCUUCAUCAGUGGGUAUGAGAGUUCAUGGCUAACAAGUGAAAAAUCUGCUUCAGAAACCAGUUCCUCAAUCCCACAUUAGCAUGUAUUUACUUAUUUCAGGAUAAUUUGUGCUCCAUAUGCCAUGUAUUGCAUGAAAGUUAAUAUUUUAGAGAAUGCAGAAAUCAAUUCCAGAUAGGUUUUUUGGAACUCAUUGUAGGAUCAUAUUUUAAAAUUGUUGAAAAUUGAGUUGACUUCUACCAAGAUUUUAUUACAUAAUUUGGUUUUUGCUUGCUUCAUGUCUCCAUGGACAGGUAACUUUUGAUGUUUUUUAUAUAGUUGACGGUAUGUUGAGAGAAAAGUUCGUGGGUGAUACCUUAUAAAUACUGAUUUCAAAUUUGAAAAUUAAAUUUUAAUUUUAAAAUACAAGUAGAUGUUGCUAGCUCGUUGCCUGUAGGAGGGGAGUUGUCCCACCUGGUGGGAAGAUCAAUGGCAGAAAGGACAAUCUCACAUUAAGAAUAUGGAAGAUAUUGUUUAUCUAAGAACCUCUACCAAAAAAAAGCACACAAAAAAUCCCACCAGACAAACCAACCAGCCAACCCAACCGGUUACAUUGAUUAGAUUUUAAAUUUAAUACAGAUUUGAAUUAGAGGUGGCCUGUCUGCAGUGUUUGUGUUUCAAGCACUACUGCCCCUUUCUGUUGUGAUAAUUCUCUGUCAAAAGUAUUUUGUUGUUUUUUUUUUUAAGAAGGAUGCUGUCAUUUGCAUGGGGGAAAUACAACCCCAGUUGCACUGAGAAGUAUAUGCUAGAGAAGUGUACACCAUACAGGUUGCUGCUAAUUGGAACUGUUAGAUGCCCAUUUCUUCUCUCCUACCUUGGUCUCAAAUUCUUCAGAAUUUUUGGGAAAAUUUAGGGAUGGUUUAGUGAGUGGCAUGAAAUGAAAGUGGAAAUGCAUUAUCCAUUUAUAAAGGAAAAACUGAAAUUGAGUCUGUCAAGUCUUAAAGUACUUCUGAGGUUUGAAAUAAGACCUCUGAUAGGGGACUGAUGUAAUGCCAGUGAUAACCACAGGUUUGUUAGAAAACAGUGACAGCAUAGAGUCUGACUGGGUUAUGUCCUUGUCUAGAGCUGCUAAAAUGCAGUGAGCUUGCCCCUGGUAGCCAAGGUGGCUGUGUUGUAGAGAUCAGGAGUAGACAGCAGGAAAACUUCUAUCUCACAUAUGUCUUGCACAGUGAAAAGGAGAGCUCAGAAGUGGCCCUAUCUGAAUACAUUCUGGAAGUGGUGCUAUGGCAAGGGAGCUGGAAUGACUGUGUGGUUGGUAGAAAGUGGAUUUAGAAAGACUUUUGCACUUAUGGUUAACCUAAGACAAGAAUAAGCUUUGGCAGGCCUAAAGAAGUGGGAGAGGGGGAAGUAUUUGAUACCUAUUUCAGGCUUUGAAAAUGAAGCUGGAUUCCUCUUCUGGUCAGUGAAAUCACUGAAAAAGCAUGUCUUCCAAAGUGGAGAGAAUCAGCUGCUGCUUAUUGUGUUCAUACAAUAAAGAUCUGUACAGUGAAUAAAUAAGCUCCAGCUGCUGAUGACUUUGGUUAUUUUUGGUUGUGUUCUUCUUACAUCUGAAAGUAUAUUAAUAUUUCAAAGUUGCAAAGUCAAGUAAGUAUUCAAAAACAAAGAUGCUAGGAAUUUCAGGAGGCAAUGUGAUAUUGUAGGUAGGGUUCUACUUUUGAGACCUGGGUUUGGUGUUCUCAUAUCUGUCGUAUCUCUGGCUUAGUACUCCUAAAGUAUGAAUUCAUGCUCAUCCUUAGGCACCUGAUUAAACUGCGUAAGUUAGAAACCCAGUCAAGAGCUGAAGGUCCGAGUGCUGAGGGUCUCUGACUGGAGAGAGCUCAGGGGGCUCCUGUGAAUCUGGGCACUGGAGCCUGUUUCUCGUCUGUGAAAAUGCUGUUAACUUGUUUCAAAUGCACUUUGAAGCAACAACUUUGGGUCAAGAGCAGAGGGAUGGAAGUUGUUGAACACAUGCAAUGCAAACUUCCCGCAUUGUUCAGAGAGACAAAAUGAUUACAGGAAGAAAUCUGCAUUGCCUGCGGACAGAUUGUUUGUAAGAUUUUUGCUGUGUGCUGGCUUAAUUUGCUGGGGAGGUUUAAAAGUGUGUAAUGGCCAAGAAGAGAAAGGAUUAUUUCACUAUUGAGGCCACCCUUGAACAGUAGAUUUGUCUUCUACACAAUCUUUACACAAACUGAGAAACUUGGUUUCAUUUUUCACUGGUGUUUAAUGUGUGUCUCUGCCCAGGUUGCUUUCGAGCUGUUAUUUCUGGGAAUUCACGAUGCAGAUCAGUGCAAAUGAAUAUUCCGAAGUUAUGAUAAAUAGAAUCCUACAAAAUGCUAAAUCACCUAGGAGAUGCAGCAGUAAUCACUCAGUAUUACUGAAUCAUCUUAUUGGAGAUUGUUGCAUUAAUGUUUGUGAGGAAGUAGGGUGAUUUCAUGAGUACUGUAAAACGUAGUUUAACUUAGAUCAGCAUUUGAAUGCUAAUGUAAGAUAUAAUGUCAUGCUGAAAAAAAAAGGAAAUACAUCAAGUUAGUUCUGUUCUCCAGUUCAUUAAGUGACCACUUUUGAUCUUUUGCCCCUCACAAAGAGAGGUUUAUGUGGUAAUAUACUGUGUGGCUACAUAGUUACGUGAGGAAAGUACAGCCAUAACUGCAAUUACAGCUAUAGAAGUCAAACAAGUAUUUGGAAAUAUUUGCUAUAUAUAGACAGAACUGAAGGGGCAGCAUACUUUUCUGUUUCUUGGGUUGGCUAUGUUUUUGCAAGAAUUGGAUUGAUUCUAUGAUAUAAAAAUAAAUGGUGCUGUAAUGCCAGUGUUACAUUCUCCCAUGCCACAAAGAAGUAGUGAAGACAUAUUCCAAUGAGGCACUGUGCUCUGCUGUUGCGUUCGCUACAGUUUAGUAGGAGAUGCUUUUGUAGAUACUCAAUUACUUGUGGAAUACAGCUUCAUAAAAUGGCAGCAUGUGCCUACUGCAUUUGCGUGGAAUUUGCUGUUAUACAACAUAAAGCAUAUGUUAUAACAAUAGCACAUGCUAUAAUACAACUUUUUUUCUUCUUGAGUAUUCAAGAAAGUUGCUUCUGUACAUCUGUGUUACAACUGAUUACCCAAAACACUUACACAGCAUAACUCAGGAGCUGCCUGUUUGUGUACCCAAAUUCUUGAGAUUUUAUUCAUUUCAUGUGCCAUUUGAGUAUUUGUAGCAAAAACAUGGGCAUUUUCAGUAAUUCUGAGGACCACAAUAGACCAACAUCUUUUGACUUACAUUUUUUUGUUCUACCUUUUGAGAAACUCUACUUGUAAAUCAGUUUUUGAUAGCAAUGAUUUGAUUUGUGAUGAAACAGGAGGAAAAGUAAUGUCACAGGCACAGUGAAAGCCACUAUACACAAGUCUGAAUACCUGAUAAUUCAUUAAAGAAGAUAUGAUAAUUCUGUAUGUAUAUAAGGCUUCUUAAAAUAAAUAGAUGUGGAAAGUAAGUUGAUUGUAUGACUGGAAAUGGUUGCAAGAAUAUUGAAAUAAGAUACACAAUUUUGUGCAAAAGUCAAACAUCGUUAUAAUAUUUUGGGGGCUGGGAAAGCCAACUUAAAAUUAUUCAGGUCUUGGUUCCUGAAGUUGUUUUCUCUGAUACAGAUGUUAUACAAAAACCUGUAAACCAUACUUAUCUAAUGAGGUGCAGGAGAUGGGUAUCAUAAAAUGUUCCUCCUCAUCAAGAUUAGGGCAGUAUUAAGGAAUUUCCUACCUUGUUACUUUAUCAAUAUUCUUGUCCAAAUUUCAAGACUUUAAAGCAUUGAUUGAGUCUCUUACAAUGUAUCUGGUAAUUACGUAAGGUUGGUGCAGCUGAUGGUGUUGUUAUCAGGAUCACUUCCCAAACUGAUAGGUGUUCCAUAUGUUGUCAACAAAAAUGGAAAUUUUUUAGUGUUACGCUUGCUGUAACUAAAAUAUUUCCAAAUCACUUUUUUUUUACACACCUUACUGAUGUCCCAUGAACCCUAACUAUUGUUGAAAUAGUUCCUUUAAAGUUCAUAGUGCACUUCCAUUCAUGGUUGAACUACUUAACUACUUGGUCCACGUGAAGCAUGUUUAUCUCCUGUACUCUCAGUCAGUGUAGGAAAAAUGUUCACUCUAUUGCAUGAUAAUUAUCACAUGAAAUAUUUUUAAUCUAAAACCCCUGAAAUCAUGUCUAAAAUGGAAUUUUGUAUGGAACUUAGUUUUUUUCAUUAAACUGUUUGUUUGCUUACAAGCAUUCUGUUUACUCAGAAUUACGGAACAUAAGUUUGGGAUUAUUUUUAUUUAAUGUCAGUUCAAAAUCACCUAAGACUUACCUAAGAAUUUUAAAAUAAAACUGAAAAUGUGCUCGUUUAA
Messenger RNA from Falco peregrinus (peregrine falcon), 6081 nucleotides. It is a transcript of the gene DCPH1, whose product is annotated as acidic residue methyltransferase 1. Gene Ontology annotation, cellular component: nucleus; cytoplasm. The record is from RefSeq and is a predicted model, not a curated record. Gene Ontology annotation, molecular function: phosphatase activity. Bases 111 to 1442 code for a protein of 443 amino acids. The transcript is spliced from 5 exons. Gene Ontology annotation, biological process: DNA damage response. NCBI's taxonomy places the organism in Eukaryota, Metazoa, Chordata, Aves, Falconiformes, Falconidae.